AUGCGUUCGGAUCAACCAGCUCAACGUAAUAACAGUUCGGGUUCCGAAGUGUCCUUGGAAAUACCGCCGAAUGCCAUUUACAAUACCUCACGUGAUUGCAUCGUUCAAGACGAUGAUAGCUCGGAUAAACGUGGUGCCUGCACAAUGACCAGCGAAUGGUUGAAACAAACAUCGGCGAACAUUUUUCGCAAGAAAACACUAUACAAACGUUUGCCGAUUUUAACCUGGCUACCCAAAUAUAAUCGUGAUGAUUUUGUUGGUGAUCUUAUGGCUGGCAUCACCGUCGGUCUGACGGUUAUACCACAGGGUUUGGCUUAUGCUGGUAUAGCUGGCUUGGAUUUGCAGUAUGGUUUAUAUGGCUGUUUCAUGGGUUGUUUCCUUUACAUUCUCCUGGGUUCAAGCAAAGACGUUCCAGUGGGUCCCACAGCCAUAUCGGCGCUCUUAACAUUCCAAACGGCUCAUGGUGUCUGGCAAAAAGCAGUUUUACUUACAUUUCUAACAGGCCUAAUAGAAAUUGCAAUGGGCAUAUUUCGGCUGGGCUUCCUAAUCGAUUUUGUUUCGGGUCCAGUUAGUGCGGGUUUUACAAGUGCCGGUUCCUUGAUCAUUUUCACAUCCCAACUCAAGGAUCUACUAGGUGUCAAUACCAAAGGUGACACAUUUGUUGAUAUGUGGAUAUCGGUAUUUAGUGAUUUACACAACAUCAGUUGGAAUGAUGCUGGUUUGGGUGUUGCCUGUAUUAUUGUCCUGCUGUCAAUGCGUGCCAUGGCCAGUAUGAGUUUUGGUCCCAAAGAUAACAAUGAAAAAUCUUUCUGUCAGAAAUUUUGGUCUGGUCUCUUUUGGGUUGUUGGCACAUCGAGGAAUGCUGUUCUCAUCAUUGUUACCUCUUCAAUUGGUUAUUAUUUGUUGAGUUCCGGUAUUGAUAUAUUCCGUAUGGUUGGUUAUGUGCCGCAGGGUUUGCCUAAAUUCAGUGUACCCCCCUUUUCAAUGACCACAGUGACAAAUAGCACCAACGGUGAACCAAUUGAGAUUCAUGAAAGUUUUGGUCAAAUGGUUAGCAGUUUGGGUUCCGGGUUGAUUGUUGUGCCUCUGAUUUCGUUACUGGAAAAUAUGGCUGUCGUACAGGCUUUUGCUAAUGGCAAACCCUGUGAUGCCACCCAAGAACUAAUUGCUGUUGGCGUAUGCAAUGUCGCGAAUUCCUUUGCCCAAGGUUUCCGUGGUAAUGGUGGUAUUGCUCGUGGUGCUGUCUUAAAUUCCAGUGGUGUCCGUACCCAAAUGUCCAACAUCUAUACGGGUCUUAUUGUCAUCGUGGCAUUGUUGUAUUUGACUCCUGCUUUCUAUUAUAUUCCAAAGGCAGCCUUGGCCGCUGUCAUCAUGGCUGCUGUUAUUUUCAUGAUUCAAUAUCGUGUCGUCAAACCCAUGUGGAGAAGCAAGAAAUCUGACCUUAUCCCCGGCUUGGCUACCUUUGUUGCUUGUUUGGUAUUGCCCCUGCAAUUGGGUAUUCUUGUUGGUAUUGGUAUUAAUAUUGUAUUCAUUUUAUAUCAUGCUGCUCGUCCCAAAUUGCAUGUGCAAACUUUAUGCACCUCCAAUGACAUUAAAUACCUAAUGCUUACACCCGAUCGUUGUUUGAUAUUCCCCUCUGUGGAAUUUGUACGCAAUGUUAUUACCAAACAAGGACGUAAAUCUACCCUACCCGUGGUCAUCGAUUGCACACACAUUUAUGGUGCUGAUUUUACAGCAGCUAAGGUAGUCUCAUCAAUGAUUGAUGAUUUUGAAAAUCGUCAGCAGAAGUUGUACUUCUUUAAUUUACAACAACGUGUUGCACAAGUAUUCGAGGGUAUUAAUAAUAAUCUACAAGUUAUUUACGAUUUGAAUACAUUGGAAAUGAAGUUGUCCGGAAAAGAUGAACAAAAUACAUCGAAACUGUGA
Molecule: messenger RNA, 1926 nt
Organism: Musca vetustissima
Lineage: Eukaryota; Metazoa; Arthropoda; Insecta; Diptera; Muscidae
Product: sodium-independent sulfate anion transporter-like
Exons: 6
Coding region: 1-1926 (641 amino acids)
Biological process (GO): transmembrane transport
Cellular component (GO): membrane
Molecular function (GO): sulfate transmembrane transporter activity
Source: RefSeq, a predicted model, not a curated record